CUUCGGUUGUAAGUGUCGAGCGCUCGGAGAGAGAACACCUCUGACCAGGAGCUCUCUCUCUCCUUUCUGGCGCCCUCGUUUUCUUUGAGCGAGUCUGUCAGUCCCACACGUGUCUGAGAACAACUUGCGCACCGCCACCGAAGCGUUCACACUGUGCUUGUCUGUUGCGUUGGAAGACUCUUGCGUUCGGUGGUUGGUGAUUGUCUACCUGGCCACGCUGCUGCUCUCAGGUUCAGGAGCCGCGUAGCCAUGACUCUACUGAAGAUGCACACGGCACUGGUGGUGGUGACGGCCCUUCUGGUGGGUGUGGUGUGGGCAGAAAAGGCUCCUCAUGGUCCCCCGGCCCACCACUUCUCAGGCCAAGACAGCUACAGUGGAUCCCAGAUUGUUUCAAGCUACGGAGGUGGUGGUGGUGGUCAUGGCCAUGGUGGUGGUGUUGCCAUAGGCCAUGGUGGUGGUGGUUAUGGUGGUGGUGGAGGUAUUGGUCAUGGGCAUGGUGGUGGUGGUUAUGGUGGUGGUGGUGGUGGCGGCUACCCUCACCCAGACAGCCUGACGUACCACACCACCAGCUACCAGACACACCAUGUACCGGUGGCAGUGCCGUACGGUGAUGGUGGCCAGCGUGGGAAGGGCAAAGGCAAGGGCAAGGGUGGACCAUUCAGGCAGCUCAAUAAGAUGUUUGAAGAUGCCGGGAAGAAGCUCAGCAAGUUUGUGAGUGACUACAUUGAUUACAAUGUAGAUGACCAUCAUGAGACAACUUAUUCCUACGCUGCACCCAUCCAUCAUGCACCAGCUGGACACUCCUACGCUCCAGCUCACGGCCAUGGCCACCAAGGCUAUGGCCAGCCUGAGUACUAUGCUGUGGCUGUGCCUGCUUAUGAGGAGGAGUAUGAUGACUAUGAGGAGUCCUUUGGUAGUAAGUUAGCAAAGGGAUGGAAGGAUGCCAAGGAUCAAGUUCGCAAGUGGGAGGAGGAAGCCGCCAAGACGAUCAAGGACUUCUUCACCCAGGAUUACGGCAGUGAUGGCAAGGGAGGUAAAGGAGGCAAGGGAGGCAAAGGAGGGAAGGGUGGAGAUGACAGCCCAGACUACAUUUACUAUGAGGUUCCAGCACCUUAUGGACAGGGCCAAUAUGCCUCUGGAGACUCCUACUCUAGCCAAGGGUCUGAUGGCAAGGGUCACGGCGGCAGUGGUCACGGUGGUGGUCAUGGUGGGGUUGCUGUAGGCCAUGGUGGUGGUGGAGGUGGCAAGGGCAAGGGCUUUGGUGGCAGCCAUGGAGGAUUUGGUGGUAAGGGAGGAUUUAGUGGCAAGGGAGGAUUUGGUGGCAAGGGAGGAUUUGGAGGAAAAGGGAAGGGAGGUAAGGGAGGAGGAGGAGGAGGAGGAGGAGGACACUUCAUCCCUGCAGCACCAAAGCCCAUCGUGCCACACCACGCACCGUCCUACAGUCCUCCCUCCAGCUCAUAUGGGGCACCACCACCACCCUCUGGGUCUUAUGAUGCACCACAAACCUCCUCCUACUCGUCCCCCUCAUCCUCCUACAGCGAACCAAUUGGACACGGUGGACACGGAGGACAUGGAGGACAUGGUGGUCAUGGUGGACAUGGAGGAGGCCAUGGUGGUCAUGGUGGUUCUAUCCCUGUGGUUCCCCACAAUGCAGGUCAUCAUGAAACAUCAUCUUAUGCCUCAUAGGAAGCAGCUGACUACACACCCCCAGCCUCAUGUGGCCCCAGCAUCCAGCUGAGCUGAAGGCAAGUCUUGAGACAAGCACUGCUGUGGCGUGUGUGGUGGCACUGUGCUGUCACAUGUGCUGGAUGUCACUGUGCUGUCACUGGUGCUGGGUACCACUGUGCUGUCACUGGGUGCUGGGUGCCACCAUGCUGUCACAAGUGCUGGGUGCCACUGGCCUGGAUCAAGUUUUGGCAAAGGAAUUUUGUUGAUUUCUGUACAAAUUUAAUGAGGAGCAAGUCUGGCAUAAGCUUAAAGUUGUGCAAUCCCUUAAUCUUUCUACCCUUCUUCCCACAAACACAUGUAGGAUCCCUCUGUAGGCACAACAGCACGUAACAGCUUACUCUGUUCUCCUGGCACUGUCUAAGACAAAGUUUGACUGUGUGUCUGUUAUUCCUCAGAAAUGAUAAAUUGCAUGGUGAAGUUUCAUCUUGCUAGUCAAGAUUUUAUAUAAUUUGAACCUCUGAUUGUUGAUUUCUUAAAGACAUUUAUUCUCUCCUCAACUGAUACUUGUUCUUUGAUUAAGGUUCGCUUCAUGUGCUCUCUGUCCUGUAUUUUUGUUAUUUAUAAGAUAUUAUUGUAUUGUUAUUAGUAUUACUAGUUCUUUCUAUGCCUGUUGUGAUGCCAAAAAUGCAAAGUGAGGGAGAGACACAAAAGAAUUUUUGUGCACUAUUGUAGUGUUUGAUUUUACCAUCAUGUGAUGCCCUAGUGAUUACAUAUUUAUUUGAAAGUAGUUAUAUAAAUUUAAUUUAAUUUUGUUUUUAUUCUAUUGUUUUUUUUUGUAAAGAUUGUUCAUCAUAUUCCACAUUUCCGUUCCAAUUCUUUGAUAAGAUAUUUUCCUUCGUGACUGAUGUGUAUCUCACGGAGCAUGAGGCUUCACUCAGCAAUGAUGACUGGCCACUCAGGUAGCAUGAGGCAGGCAGCCCCAUGCACUGGGCAGCCACAACAGUAUUAGCUCAAGUGGUGCUUGCCUCCCACACUUCCUCCUCUGGCAAUAGGUCUGCUUCCCUUGAACUGCAAAUAUUACCAAACAUUUGUGUAUUAUUUACAAGUUUUAAUGUAUGAAUAAUUGGGUAUGUAUUCAUAAGCAUUGCAUGUAUUUCAUUGUUAAGCCAAGCUGCUGCUCUUAUCACUGCAGAACAUUGCCUCUCCAAUCUUUAAAAUCUGAAAUCACAAAAUUACUUUAAGAUAAAGAAACAUAAUUUCUAAAUUGUAUAGAUCUGACAGAAUGUUUUAAUUUUUAUGAAUGUUACCUAAACUAAUAUUCUCCAUCACUAUUCUGAAGGGCAGGUUCCAUGUUUCCAGGAGUGAGCCAAUGUCAUCUGACAGACAGCAGCUCCUCAAGCUGCAUGGUUAUGUGCAAUUUGUAUGUCAAGUCCUCUAGUCUCUAGGUCCUUCCUUAGGAUCUCAUCCCACAUCUUCUUAGGUCUGCCUUUUGGCAUUGUAUCUUGAUCCCACCUCAAGAUAUGAAGCACUCUCCAUCCAGUUAUUCUCACCACUUUCUUCAUAUGAGCACACCAAUGCGGUCUGCCUCUCAUGCAGUGCAGGGGAAGCUUUCUGACAAUUAGAAGGAAAAUCAGCUAUCUAAACUUUUUCACUCACUCAAUCCUGUCACCAACUUCAGCUUUAUUUUCCUUCACAAAUCAUACCUGUAGCAUCCCAAGGAAAACAAUCCAUCAAUGACUCAACCCUCCCUAAUGUCACUUUAGACUUCUGUUUGCUUUCCUUUACAUUCAUAUCACCAGUACAAAGACUGCUUACUCCACCAUUCCACCACUAUCUCUACCUUCUGUGCACCCAGUCACUGAAUACAGUUGGAUGGAAUUGUUAUAUCAUUAUACCUUGUUUGUUGGAUGUGAUCAAAUACUACUUGCUGAUCCUUCAUGCUGUACAUUUUUUUUUUUUUAGAAUUGGGACCUGUAUGUGUCUUUAGGCUUCCUGUUAUAUUCUGGGCACAGGUAGGUAGCCUUUGUCUGUGCUGGCGCAGACAUGCAUGUUUGUAAUGGCAUCUUUACUUAUUAUCACCCUUGUUUUGCUCACAAUUUACUCUUGUACCUCUGAGUUUCAAACCUGCUCUCCACUUCCUAUACAUGCCUUAUCAUCACAUCUUCCAUGCUGUCAGGUUGGGAAUCAAGAUUAGAUAUCUAGUACGUAUUACAUUUUACAGGAAAGUGAAGUCCAGUAUGUGAAGUAAAUGCAUUGCUGAUGUGAUAUCCUUUAGCACUAUCCAUGCAAGCUGUAGUAGAAGCUCUGUUGAACACCACAUGGAAGUAGAGACAAACAAGUCAACACUCUAAUAGUACGUAGUUCUUUUUAUAAAUUCAGUCUUUGGUCUUGUAUUCGAUCAUGACAUUUCUUCUAAGGUAUGAACAUCAACUUAUAGUAUUUUCCUUAACCAGUCAUGAGAGAUAAAAAAGCACUGGCACAUUAUCUUGCUACUGUAUUGGAUUAUGUGGUGUUUGUCUCUAAAACUGUGAGGUGUUGACAGGAUCUUCCCCAGUAUUCUUGUUUUGCUCUCUGUGGGAUCUUGUCAUCUUGAUCAUUCUCAGCAUUCCCUCAGUUCUUUCUCUAAAAGCUUCUUGAUAGAGCUCUGAAGGUUUCAACAGCACACCUAUCUCUCAUAUACUGCCAGGACAAUGCUUCCUCAAUGGUUAAGGGGUGUUGGCCAAUAUCAUUCCACAUUGCCUUACCAGAUUUGAUGAAGGGGUGUGAAAUCAAAGGAGACAAAAUCCAAAGUGUAUCCUUAUAGCCUGAAAUUUAAACUCAGUUCCCAUGGAUGUGAAAUGGAUGCAUGCACCUCUUCAUCAUUCACUUCCUUACACUAAUAGCUAGAUUGUUUGAAAUACAUAGUUUUAUAAUAUCUGCCUCACUUUACAAUGUAACUUUCCAGUUUGAAAUAUAACAUCCCAUGAUAAAUGUCAAACCAGUGAGUAUCCAUCUACAGCAGGAACAGAGGCAAGAUAUGAUUAUUAUUGUCCAAGAAGUGGUGAGGAAUAUACUCCCAGUGUUUCUCACUCUAGAGUUACCUCAGUGUGUUAUUCCUCUCUAUUUAUCUGUGCAAAAUGUUAUGUAUGCUUAUUUCAUGUAUGAAUAAAAGUCUUUUGUUGAAAUUUACUAAAAUCUAUUAUCAAAUAAAGAUGUUAAUGAAGCAA
Messenger RNA from Portunus trituberculatus (swimming crab), 4874 nucleotides. RefSeq names its product glycine-rich cell wall structural protein 1.8-like. The coding region runs from base 250 to 1686 and encodes 478 amino acids. NCBI's taxonomy places the organism in Eukaryota, Metazoa, Arthropoda, Malacostraca, Decapoda, Portunidae. The record is from RefSeq and is a predicted model, not a curated record. The transcript has 4 exons.